Molecule: messenger RNA, 1539 nt
Organism: Spodoptera exigua (beet armyworm)
Lineage: Eukaryota; Metazoa; Arthropoda; Insecta; Lepidoptera; Noctuidae
Source: the annotation of a GenBank genome assembly
ACCAAAUUAAAUGCUUCUGAAGAAAAGUGGAUCGCGAUUAUAUUUAAAAAUGUAUGAUCUGUACCGGAAUUAAUUGCUAUAAAGCUUAUAAAAUAAUAGUUUUCAUUAUUAUAAGCAUAAUUCGUUCAAUCAUUUAAUUAUUGUGACUAAUGUGGGCUAUAAUUGCUUUAGCAUUUGUUUGCACCGGCUUUAGCUCCUGAUGUUAUUUAAAACAAAAUAAAAAAUAUGUCGGACGCUUGGGAAGAGAUCCAAGCUGUUAAAAGCAAAAGGAACAGUUUGCGUGAGAAGCUUGAGAAACGUAAAAAGGAAAGACAGAAUAUCUUGAGUGCUAAUUUGGGCAGUGGAGAAAGGUCUGAGGGUUCACCUGGCGGUGGAAAGGAGAGGUUGGCAGCAAGUCCAUCCACGGGAAAACAUGACGUUACUCCGGACAAGCCAAAAGUGGUAGUACCAUCUGCAUCGCUGGAAGUGCAGCUUCUACAAGUGCUGUCGGACAUGCAGCUACAAUUGCCUGCUACUGCCAGUGCCCUGUUACCUGGUCUAGGUGAUGUAGACGCUGGUAUUGUGGCCAGUCUGCUACAGAAGUUUGCCACACAGAAACUCAUUACUAUAAAGGAAAGAACAGAGAGCACAACCGAUGCAAGCAUAGAGGUUGUAAGCGCAGAGUCUGUAAGACUGGCUGCGGUACUGGCAGCAUUAAUGGAGGAGCAGAGCAAUGGCAAUAAGAGAAAAGGUGACAAUAAAACAGAAGAAGCAAGUAAUCCUAAAAUAUCGAAAACAACGACAGACGAGAAGAAAACGGGGAAAAAUGACACAGACAUUAUGUCACUACUAGCAAUGCCUUCAAGCAGAGAGAAGGCAGUGAAGCGGGUUGGAGAAGAGAUCAUGGACCUGCUCAGCAAGCCCACAGCCAAGGAAAAGUCUCUCGCUGACAAGUUCAAGAGCCAAGGAGGUGCUCAAGUAAUGGAAUUCUGUCCUCACGGUACUCGAGCGGAAUGUAUGCGAGCGUUUACCACAACUAAGUCUGAAGAGGGAGAGGAUAGUACAUACUCGUGCAAGAAGCUGCACUUCAAGAAGAUCAUACAGGGACACACGGAUGAGUCCCUUGGAGACUGCUCCUUCCUCAAUACGUGUUUUCAUAUGGAUAGUUGCAAAUACGUACACUAUGAAGUGGAUAAUUCUGACCCCAAUGCUAACGCGCCGAAACCUCCAGAGACUGCACCUAAAGGGACACAUAAUGGUGCAAGUGUGGUUAGCAAACCAGACGGUGUUUUAACACUGACGCCGCCGCAGUGGAUACAGUGCGACCUCAGAUACCUAGAUAUGACUUUCUUAGGUAAGUUCGCGGUGAUAAUGGCUGACCCGCCAUGGGAUAUCCACAUGGAGUUACCGUACGGCACUAUGUCGGACGACGAGAUGCGAUGUCUGGGCGUGCCGCAACUACAGGACAGCGGACUUAUAUUCCUAUGGGUCACCGGCAGAAAUGUGUUGAGGUUGCAUAGCACUAGUGAAAAGCUCUUUGGUACAUUGCUAGGCAACUAA